Molecule: messenger RNA, 2657 nt
Organism: Zea mays
Lineage: Eukaryota; Viridiplantae; Streptophyta; Magnoliopsida; Poales; Poaceae
Exons: 12
Coding region: 649-2148 (499 amino acids)
Biological process (GO): protein phosphorylation
Molecular function (GO): ATP binding; MAP kinase activity
Source: RefSeq, a predicted model, not a curated record
ACCCAUCGUUUUCCGCUUUGCAUCCGUCAAUCUGCUUGCCAUCAGCCCCCACGGGCCACGGCGCCGACGACUCAGCAUCCCGCCUUGGACUUGGACGGGAUCAGCACGUCGGUCGGGGAAGCAAGUGUCCAGUCCAUCCAUCCGCGACCGCGAGUAGGAACAGUAACUGACGGCGGCAAGGGAGUAGAGGAGGGACGGGACACGGGAAGAGAGGAGGAGCUUGCUUGGACAGCCGGUGGACUGGUGCUGGUAUAUAGAUAGCUACUAGAGGUAGGCGGGCGGGCGGGCGGCCAAUGCUGUCAGGCGCGUAGGGCUAGGAGCAUGGGCGGAGGGGGCGCGAUCGUCCACGGCUUCCGCCGCUGGUUCCACCGCCGGAGCGGCUCCACCUCCAAUCAGUCGUCCAUCGCCGGCGACGGCGAGGGGGAGGCGGACGGCGGCUCGCCGGAUCUCGAGAUCGUCGAUGACCCGGAUCUCCUCGGCCUCCGCGCCAUCCGCGUGCCCAAGCGCAAGAUGCCGCUCCCCGUCGAGAGCCACAGGAAGCCGACCAGGGCACCGGCUCGGCUUCUACUAAGGUAGACUUGAUCUGCACCUCUACGUCCAGUUUCCCUUUGCCCGAUGUUGCUUCAAUGAGAAAAGGACUCGGUGGAAAUGGAGUUCUUCACCGAGUACGGAGAGGCAAGCCAGUACCAGAUCCAAGAAGUCAUUGGUAAAGGCAGCUACGGGGUAGUUGCUGCAGCUGUAGAUACCCGCACCGGUGAGCGGGUUGCUAUCAAGAAGAUCAACGAUGUGUUUGAGCAUGUCUCGGACGCCACACGCAUACUGCGGGAGAUCAAGCUCCUUCGGUUGCUUCGUCACCCAGACAUAGUUGAGAUUAAGCACAUCAUGCUCCCUCCAUCUCGGAGGGAGUUCCAAGAUAUUUAUGUUGUUUUUGAGCUCAUGGAGUCUGAUCUCCAUCAAGUGAUCAAGGCCAAUGAUGACCUCACCCCUGAACAUCACCAGUUUUUCCUGUACCAACUUCUUCGUGCUCUCAAGUACAUCCAUGCUGCUAAUGUAUUUCAUCGUGACCUAAAGCCCAAGAAUAUACUGGCUAACUCGGACUGCAAACUGAAAAUAUGUGACUUUGGUCUUGCCCGUGCAUCAUUUAAUGAUGCCCCUUCAGCUAUAUUUUGGACAGAUUAUGUGGCAACGAGGUGGUACCGGGCACCUGAACUAUGUGGUUCUUUUUUCUCCAAAUACACUCCUGCAAUUGAUAUUUGGAGCAUUGGGUGCAUAUUUGCUGAACUUCUCACUGGAAGGCCACUAUUUCCUGGGAAGAAUGUUGUACACCAAUUAGAUAUUAUAACAGAUCUUCUUGGAACUCCAUCAUCUGAGACCUUAUCUCGGAUCCGAAAUGAGAAGGCCAGGAGAUACUUAAGCUGCAUGCGGAAAAAAUAUCCCGUGCCCUUUACUCAUAAAUUUCGAAAUGCCGAUCCUUUGGCUCUUCGUCUUUUAGAGCGUUUACUUGCAUUUGAUCCUAAAGAUCGGCCUACUGCAGAAGAGGCUCUAGCUGAUCCAUACUUUGCAUCCCUUGCUAAUGUGGAACGUGAGCCAUCAAGACACCCAAUUUCUAAACUUGAGUUUGAAUUUGAAAGAAGGAAGCUGGCCAAAGAUGAUGUUAGAGAAUUGAUCUAUCGAGAGAUUUUGGAGUAUCAUCCACAGAUGCUGGAGGAGCACAUGCAAGGUGGAGAACAGAUUAGCUUCCUCUACCCGAGUGGAGUUGAUCGGUUCAAACGGCAGUUUGCACAUCUUGAGGAGCAUUAUAGCAAGGGAGAAAGAGGUUCUCCACUGCAAAGAAAGCAUGCUUCUUUACCAAGGGAAAGAGUGGUUGUAUCGAAGGACGGUGAUACUGAUCAACAUAUUAAUGACCAGGAGAGAAGUGCAGAUUCUGUCGCCCGCACCACUGUGAGCCCUCCAAGGUCAGAAGACGACGACAUGAGCGAUGUGAAAUCCACAAGCUUAAGCUCUCGGAGCUACCUGAAGAGUGCGAGCAUAAGUGCUUCCAAGUGUGUCGUUGCCACGAAGAAACACCCGGAGGACGAUGGAAUCGCUGAGGAAAUGGAAGGCGCCGUCAAUGGAUUGUCUGAAAAGGUCUCCAGGAUGCACUCGUAAGCAGGACUGCCCCUGGCAACAGCAACCUUGUUGCAAGGUUUCUGUCUCUGGUACACUGUAUUCCGACGACAGCCUUGGAAAGGCAAACACUGUAUGUCACACAGCAGUACAGCACACUGUGCUGCGAGGUUGGGUUUUGCUUGCGUACAUCCAUCCACAGCUAGUUCGACUUUACCUGGGUGGAAGAGGAACACACCACCGCCUGAUGGCCCUUUCUUCAUCGUCUGCAUUUCCACCGUGUCAUGCCAGCGCUGCGUGGCACCUCUAGAAGGUAGAAGCCCUGCAUGGAUUCAUGAAGAAUUCCUAAGAUGUAGCACUAGUCAGUGCAUGGAGGAAACAUAGUCGGCCUGUCGACCAUGAGAUGUUUUCUUGCAAAUGGAGUCUGGACCUAUGGUUUUCAGUUUUAUUACAACGGCUUCUGCCGUAGGAAGUGUCAGCAGUGUAUCAUCCCUGUAAUACCCAAUUUAUAAGAGACCAUAUAAAAGGAGAAAAAUCAUUUGCUUUAUGUA